UUCAGCCGCUCGAUCAAAAUCAAUGGUUAAAAGGCCCGCGUCCACUGAGGUCCAUUGGUAUACACGUGACACCCACUCACUUUCUCCCUCUCUUUCUCUGUGUUCCUUGUGCAAUCCCGUCGCUCUGCUCGAAACGCCGUCGUAACAGCUGUUUCAAACAAAUCAUGCAGAAACCCUAGAAUUUCAAAUUCGGCCCAAUUUCUCGUAGACUGAAGAAUAUUGUUGCUUUUCUCGUAUUGAGCUUGGAUCACUGGUAUCUGUCUCUGGUGUCAUGUACGGUUUAUUCAAACUACAUAUGUUUUGAGUUUUGUGGGUCAGGAGGAGUUUGAUUAAUGAGAAUAUCCAAGUCAGAGACAUCUGUAAGCUGGAGAAUUUGCAGGUUUGAAGUUUCUAAGUAGCAGUCUGGAAGUCAGGAAUUAAUGGCGGUCUUAAGAGUUCAAAAAUAUUCAAAGUAAGUUUACGGCUAUGGAGUUACCUGGGUCUCCGAGAGCUAGAUAGAUUUAGGUGACGUGAAGCUGUGAAAAAGGUGUAAAAAGAUGCAGUAUGCUUAUGAUGUUGUGCAGGUGAUAAAAUUUUGUGAUAGUGGGAUAAAAUGGUUCCUAUAUAGACAUUGAACUGAUUGAUAUGGAGGAGAGGAACCUGGUGCAACGUGGGGGAAUCACAGAUGAUGGUGAUGAUGAUUCUAACUAUAGUGGAGAAAUGGAUGCUCUUGGACACUCUCUGGUUCAGGAUGAGGAUGGGAUUUUUGCUGAGCCGCAUGUGGGAAUGGAAUUUGAUUCUGAAGAUGCGGCUAAGAUGUUUUAUGAAGACUAUGCUAGACAUGUGGGGUUUAGCACUAGAGUAAACUUUAAUCGGUCAAAGGCUGAUAGGAUGGCAACCUCCCGGGAAUUUUUGUGUUCUGGGGAUGGGUUGAAAAAAAGAGCUGGUGAGAGCUGUCGAGCCAUGCUUAGAGUCGAGUCAAAGUGUGAAAACAAAUGGGUUGUGACAAAAUUUGUGAAGGAGCAUAGUCACACCAUUGUAAGUCAUAGUAAGGUGCAUCACCUCAGGCCUAAGAGGUAUUUUGCUGCCACAACAGAGAAUGUGCCUGAAACUUUCCAUGGUGUGGAUAUAGUUCCCAGUGGCACGAUGUAUGUCUCUGUGGACGGAAACAGUGUCCCAGCAGAAAUGAACCAUGUGGGGAAAAAUAUGCCUGCUUCACGGUUAAAUCAGUCAGUUAAAAAUAUUAGUGCAUUAGGCUAUACAGAGGGAUAUUCGAGUCGGAGAACAUUAGGUCGGGAUGCGCAGAAUCUCCUUGACUAUUUUAAGAAAAUGCAGGCUGAGAACCCUGGAUUUUACUAUGCUAUACAACUCGAUGACGAGAAUCGCAUGGCUAAUGCAUUUUGGGCAGAUGCUAGGUCAAGGACAGCUUACAGUCAUUUCGGAGAUGCUGUUACUCUUGAAACAACAUACAGAACAAAUCGAUAUACUGUGCCAUUUGCUCCAUUCACAGGGGUGAACCAUCAUGGUCAGAUAAUUUUAUUUGGUUGUGCACUACUUCUGGAUGAAUCCGAAGCUACAUUUGUGUGGCUAUUUAAGACAUUUCUGGCUGCAAUGAAUGACCGUGCCCCUGUCUCUCUGACCACAGAUAAGGACAGAGCCAUACAGGCUGCAGUUACACAGGUGUUUCCAGAAGCCCGCCAUUGUGUAAACAAGUGGCACGUACUAAGAGAAGGUGAAGAAAAAAUGGCUCAUGUAUGUCUUGCUCAUCCUCAUUUCCAGGCUGAGCUCUGUAACUGCAUUAACAUGACCAAGACCAUUGAGGAAUUUGAAUCAUUUUGGACCUCUAUCCUUGACAAGUAUGACCUGAAGAGAAAUGAUUGGCUUCACUCAAUAUAUGAUGCCCGGAGGCAAUGGGUGCCUGUUUAUUUUCGAGACUCUUUUUUUGCUGCCGUAACUCCCAGUCUGGGAUUUGAGAGCUCAUUUUUUGAUGGCUAUGUAAAUCAACAAACUACUCUGCCAAUGUUCUUUAGGCAAUAUGAAAGAGCUUUAGAGAAUUCAUUUGAGAGGGAAGUAGAAGCUGAUUUUGAUACAAUAUGCACCACCCCAGUGCUGCGGACACCUUCUCCUAUGGAGAAACAGGCUGCUAACUUGUAUACAAAGAGAAUAUUCUCAAAAUUUCAGGAGGAGUUAGUUGAGACAUUUGUAUAUACUGCAAAUAGAGUUGAUGGAGAUGGGCACAACAGCACAUACAGAGUUGCAAAAUUUGAAGAUGACCACAAAGCCUAUUUUGUGUCACUUAAUAUUGCUGAAAUGAAAGCAAAUUGUAGCUGUAAGAUGUUUGAGUACUCUGGCAUCCUAUGUAGACAUGUUUUGACAGUUUUUACUGUAACUAAUGUACUUACCUUGCCAUCCCAUUACAUCUUAAAGCGGUGGACAAGAAAUGCCAAAACCAUGGUUGUAGCUGAUGAACACAGUGAGAUACAGGUUCAUGAAUCUCUGACAACAAGAUAUAACAAUUUAUGCAAGGAAGCAAUCAGAUUUGCUGAGGAAGGGGCUAUAGCAUCAGAGACAUACAUUUCAGCACUUGUUAGUCUUAGAGAAGUGGGGAAGAAGGUUGCUGGUGUUAAAAAAAGUGUAGCAAGAGUUGCACCAUCUAGCUCACAGGUUAGUGGAAUUGGUUAUGAUGAUCGGAGACCAUCCAUUGUGAAACCAGAAAUGACUCCUUUGCUGUGGCCACAACAAGAUGAAAUAGUACGACGCUUUAAUCUUAAUGAUGCUGGUGUUCCUGGUCAACCUAUUUCCAAUUCCAAUGUCCCACGUGUGGGCUCUCUUAAGCGUGAUGUUGGCCACACCGAUAACAUGGUGGUUCUUCCUUGUCUUAAGUCAAUGACUUGGGUAAUGGAGAAUAAGAACUCGACUCCAGCUGAUAGGGUAGCUGUAAUUAAUCUGAAGUUACAAGACUAUGCCAGAACUCCUGCAGGAGAAUCAGAGGUCAAAUUUUCACUGUCAAGUGUCACACUGGAGCCCAUGUUGAGGUCUAUGGCCUAUAUCAGUGAACAGCUCUCCACCCCUGCCAAUAAGGUUGCUGUCAUCAAUCUGAAGCUUCAAGACACAGAGACGACUUCUGGAGAGUCAGAGGUGAAAUUUCAGGUGUCCAGGGAUACUUUAGGUGCCAUGUUGAGAUCAAUGGCAUACAUACGGGAGCAGCUGUCAAAUACAGUUGAGCCCAGACAAGAUAACCCAACAAAAAGGCUGCGAAAGUAGAUACUUUCUUACUUCUUACACACACACCAAAGCUGAGGUAGUAGAAAUUGGAUUCUACUUCCUCAUUGAACAUUCGCCACCUAGUUAUAUCUGGGAUCUCAGGUCUUCAAGCAAGCUAGUCGUUUUCGUCUCCCAAUCUAAUCGCAUUCACCGUCCUGUCUGUAAAUGUAACUUCUCUUUAAACAGGGCAGAGUUCUUCUCCCUGAAGGUCCAGGUUGUAAGAAUAUUAGAUGAAAUCGUUGUACAUGUAUUUAGUCGGUUUUGUAGGAAAUAGUAAAGGGUGAGUCUUGUCUUGUUCAUGAUAUUUUAUACCAGAGUGAGUAGCUGCACAUAAAUGAUUCUAUGAAAAUGGGAUUUUGUGAGUGCAA
Sesamum indicum (sesame) is the source of this 3611-nucleotide messenger RNA. The record is from RefSeq and is a predicted model, not a curated record. NCBI's taxonomy places the organism in Eukaryota, Viridiplantae, Streptophyta, Magnoliopsida, Lamiales, Pedaliaceae.